Molecule: messenger RNA, 1050 nt
Organism: Sclerotinia borealis F-4128
Lineage: Eukaryota; Fungi; Ascomycota; Leotiomycetes; Helotiales; Sclerotiniaceae
Source: the annotation of a GenBank genome assembly
AUGCCUCUCAUAGCCACCUCCCCCAAACCCCGAAUCAUUCUCGGUCUCAUGAACUUUGGUCCCGACACCACCACCGGGGCCCGCAUAACCUCCCUAGACGAAUACAGCACUAUUCUCGAUCACUUCCAAGGCGCCGGCUAUAACGAAGUCGACACAGCUCGCGCAUAUGUAGGAGGAAAACAAGAAGCGUUCACGCGGGAAGCGAAAUGGCAAGAGAGGGGUUUGACGUUGGCAACGAAGGUUUAUCCGUCUGAGGCGGGGUGGCAUACCGAGGCCGAGUUGACGAGUAGAUUCGAGACUAGUUUGAAGGAGUUGGGGACCGAUUGUGUGGAUAUAUUUUAUCUGCAUGCUGCGGAUCGCUCCACGCCGUUUACAGAGACGUUGGCAGCGCUCGACAAACUUUAUAAACAAGGUAAAUUCGUCCAACUCGGCCUCUCCAACUUCACCGCCUUCGAAGUAUCCGAAAUAGUCAUGCACUGCAAAUACAAUCACUGGGUACGCCCCACCAUCUACCAAGGAAUGUAUAACGCCAUAACGCGAUCCCUCGCCUCUGAGCUCAUCCCCUGCUGCAAACGCUACGGCCUCUCCAUCGUAAUCUACAACCCUAUCGCCGGUGGUCUCUUCUCGGGCGCCUACCAUUCCUCCGAGAUACCUACUAGCGGCCGCUACAGCGACGCGGUCGGAAAACUGGGCGAGAUGUAUCGGAAGCGAUAUUGGAAAGAAUCGACGUUCUCCGCGCUGAAAAUGAUUGAACCCGUGGUUCUAAAACAUGGUCUGACAAUGGUGGAGACGGCUUUUAGAUGGUGUGUACAUCAUAGUGCGCUGGACGUAUUAGAUGGGAAUGAUGGGAUCAUCAUGGGAGUGAGUAGUGUUGAGCAAUUAGAUGCGAAUCUGAAGGAUUGUGAAAAGGGUCCUUUACCCGAGGAGGUGGUGAAGGUUUUGGAUGAGGCGUGGGGCGUUUGUAAGGGGGAUGCGCCGAAUUAUUGGCAUUUGGAUUUGAAGUAUACUUAUGAUACGAGAAAGGCACUUUUUGGUGUAUUCAGAGUUUAA